This is a messenger RNA of Trichoderma gamsii, 3030 nucleotides long. RefSeq lists its product as hypothetical. Gene Ontology annotation, cellular component: RNA polymerase I core factor complex. NCBI's taxonomy places the organism in Eukaryota, Fungi, Ascomycota, Sordariomycetes, Hypocreales, Hypocreaceae. Gene Ontology annotation, biological process: nucleolar large rRNA transcription by RNA polymerase I. The transcript is spliced from 3 exons. The record is from RefSeq and is a predicted model, not a curated record. Gene Ontology annotation, molecular function: RNA polymerase I general transcription initiation factor binding; RNA polymerase I transcription regulatory region sequence-specific DNA binding. Bases 1 to 3030 code for a protein of 1009 amino acids.
AUGGCUGACUGGUGGCCUGAUCCUCUUAUGGGCCUGGGUACUCCGGGGAUAUUGAAAUAUAUUCCGAGCGAGCAUCCUGGAGAGACGCUGGGGAUACUUGAGACAUCCCGGAUCACUUCAAAGUCUCCUCAUUUCAAGAUUAUUGGCCCGUCGGUCAAGACUUAUGCAGCUUCAAGAACUCAGCUUCCCGAAGCAUCCACGAGGCUCUGGCGAGAGCGCCAAGUCCAAGAGCGAUGGCUGUCCAAGUCUCGUCCAGAGAUCGCCAUGGGCAACACUGCCUUUCAAGAUAUUCUCAGAGGAGACAUGGAAGAGCUGAGCAUUUCAAACGAAGCCCCUAAUACUAGGCCUUUGCUAGCUAUUGGGCAUUCUCCUGAUCCUAGCGACAAAUCUGGAGCCAAAAAAAUCCCGAUAAUGGCCGUCGCCUCUGGAGAAGCAGGCGAGGUCCUACGGCUUGCUCGCAUGGAAGAUGCACAGUGGCAGUGGGGGGACAAUGGAGAUGCGUUUUUAAACGCUGCCAUCAUCGAUUCAACCGACAAAGCGGCAGAAGCAACUUGGGCUGACGAUGGAUUACCCAUUCGACAGGUCAUAUUCGCCGGGAGCCGCUUGCAGGAUGAGACGAAUCGUUGGCUAUUAAUUCAAAAGGAAACAAAGACAACGAUACUCUGGCCAGAAUUUCGUGAAGUUCCAACAGCUUCGACUCAAUCAGUUAGUGAUUUCGCACAAGAACGACCAUCGCUGAUCAUUCCGCAUCCCUUAUUCACGAUUCAUUCUCACCAGACGGGAGGGAGUGCUCAUUCUGACGUUGCUUUGAUUCCAACGGUAUCCGGCCGAUCACAACAAAUUGCCAUCAUUGACGAGACCGGAUAUUGGAGCAUCUGGGAUCUUCCCGCAGCUUGGCAGAGCCAGCGAAAAGGGCCAUCUCAGCUAUCUCUCACCAAAUGUGGACACAUUUCUGAUGGCCUAUUAAAUGAGCUACCAUCUACAUCAUCCCACCCAAACGAAAGACACGGCAUACUUAUUGUGGAAGGCAAGGGUAACCAGAAAAGGGACAGUUCGCCUUCCCCAUCAUAUCACGACAGGGGCAACUCUACUACGCAAUAUAUGCUAAUGUGGAAUCAUGAAAAAGUGGAAGUCUUGAAUCUAGAUGCAAACAUAUUGCUUCCAAGAUUGGGGCGCAUUAUACGAGACAGAGGGAAGUUGGAUUGGAUUUUGGAUGUUCACCGAAGCCCCAUUAAACAAGAUCACGUCUUCAUUCUUACACAGUAUCAUAUUACCUGGGUUGAUUUGCUUAGCCGCGAUGAAUCGGCAUCAGGCCCUUUGAAGCCGUCCAUCUUGCUGUCUUGCCCACACUUGGGAACUAAAAAUGACGAUUCAAGAAUGUUUGUUUGCCGAGCAUCAGAUGAUGAUGAAGAUACAUCGCUUGUCUUUAUCUAUUAUCCGCGAAUGGGCCAGCUUUGUAUAUACUGGUUCACCUUUUCGCCUGUGAGCAGAAUGCCACAAUGGCAUCGUGACAUUAUUUCGCUCCCGGGAAGCGAACACAGAGAGUUUCCUGCAAAGAAUUUGAUGGAAUUCCUAAGAGUUGAUCCAGUUCAACUUGCAGUCUCAGUCAGGGAAGGCGCUUCGAGUCCAGGGAUAGACUAUUACCAAAGAGGAGUCAGGUUCUACCAGUUAUCUUUUCUAGGCAAAGAUCUCAGCCUGCAGCGUUGCUUAUGUGUUACCUCUGACGAUCGGGCGCUUGACAUUCAAGCGCCCACAUCGCCAGUGGCCUGGGCUGACGUUAGGCGGCAGAAGCAAAAGGGGAAGAGAAGAAGAACGGCUAUGGCUCACGUUACUAGCUCUUUUGUACUCCCAGAUGAGACAACUGCCGAGGAGGUUGAAGCUCUGCUAAAUGGAGAAGGGGAUGAAGAUGUGAGCGGUAAAGAUGAUCCUGGGAGCAUCUCCGCAGUCCCACGGCCGAUUUAUGCCAAAAUGGGCAGCAUAUAUCAGGCCCUGCAAAGUUCACUCCAGGUAUCGACAAGUCAAGGAGAAAGCGGCCUCCCCUCCCAUCUUUUUGACGCUCUCAGACAGUGUCUCAAUGAUGGUUUCGAUCAGGGGAGGCUCCCUUUGAAGACUUGGAAUGAAGUAAUCGAUGUUAUGCUACGGCAUCCAACAUAUGAAGCAGCCGAUGAUGCCAUGAGAGAGGAGAUGGAGAGCUUGCUUGAUGAAAAUGACGAAAAUAUUGUCAUCACGCAGCUAAGGAGAUACAACACUGGAGAAGAUUCCAUGUCUCUAGUCAGCCUGCAGUAUUUACAGCGAUAUUUGACUGAAGUAUGGCUUAAUCCGGUGAGAGGCGCCAUGACUGAGGAUAUGCAACGAGUUCGACGAAUCUGGGUCACUGAGUUGGCCAGGGAAGCCUUCUUGUCCAACUACGGUAUCAUGUUUCAGAACAUACCAGUACUUGGUCCUGCCAGUUCAGAGGUGGCGGAAGAGGAAAGUCGUGAAUAUAGGGCAAACUCUCUCACAUUGAGCUCCCAAAUCACAGCCCCAUCUAGAUCUAGUUCUAGGGAUUUUGGAUCUUCGCCUGCUUCGUCGCCAGCUGCGUCAAGUGUUUCUCUCGAUGCUGAUGGAGCUAUUCAACGACUUCGGCUACUAGCCCAAUCUUUAGAUGCCGAUAAAGCGGAUGCUUCCAAGCGAUCCAAAAUACUAUCAUACUGGCCGAAAGAGCGCGGUGUCGAUCCGAACGACUACGUAUCCAGUCUAGCCAGAGCAAACGAAGAGCUCUUCAGGGACGUGAAAGAAAGGCUCAAGAGGAAAGAAGCAAAGCGCAAAGCUCAAACAGAGAAAUUCAAGCGGCCUGCUUUCAUGAGACAGGGGCUGCCGGAAAUCAAUCCCAUGGCGCCAGUACGGCCUCAACCCAUGCAGAUCAUGUCCAGCCAGGCGGCUCCAGCUGCGACUCAGACACAGAUGCCAGUGACGAUGAGUCAGCCUAUGCCUGGAACGUUUGGAGAUAGGAAAAAGAAGAAGAAGAAGAAGAUAAUGGGAUUUAGAUGA